Messenger RNA from Lacerta agilis (Sand lizard), 1341 nucleotides. Its product is annotated as prolactin-releasing peptide receptor-like. Bases 116 to 1147 code for a protein of 343 amino acids. Gene Ontology annotation, molecular function: neuropeptide Y receptor activity; neuropeptide binding. Gene Ontology annotation, cellular component: plasma membrane; neuron projection. Gene Ontology annotation, biological process: G protein-coupled receptor signaling pathway. The transcript has a single exon. The record is from RefSeq and is a predicted model, not a curated record. Lineage: Eukaryota; Metazoa; Chordata; Lepidosauria; Squamata; Lacertidae.
AUAUAUUCCCAAUGGGGGCAACUCUAUUAUUCAUUCAAGCUGAUCCAAAGUGAAUGAGUGUGCGUGUGUGUAUGCUUGUCCUCUAGUCGUCCCAAAACUGCAAAGGAAAAAGACAAUGAAUCUGGAGAAUCUGACUUCCCAGAGCUUUCUUUCAGCAACCCACAGCAACACCAGCAAUCUCUUCCUGGGGCUCCAGUUGGUUCAGUUCUUCAAGCCGCUCAUCAUCCCUUGCUACUCCCUUGUGGUUUUUGUGGGCAUCAUUGGGAAUUAUCUCCUCAUCUACGUUAUCUGCAAGACCAAAAAGAUGCACAACGUCACCAACUUCCUGGUAGGCAACCUGGCCUUUUCGGACAUGCUCAUGUGUGCCACCUGCGUCCCCCUGACCCUGGCGUAUGCCUUUGAGCCCCGAGGCUGGGUCUACGGGCACUUCAUGUGCUACUUUGUGUUCCUGAUGCAGCCAGUCACCGUGUUUGUGUCUGUCUUCACCCUGACUGUCAUUGCCGUGGACAGAUACUACACCAUGGUGUAUCCCCUCCGCAGGAGGCUCACGAUACCAAUCUGCACCUAUAUCCUGGCCGGCAUUUGGCUGCUGAGCUGUGUGCUGGCUGCCCCAGCCCUGCUGCGCACGUACUACGCCGAGUUUCCAGAGCUGGACUUUUCCAUCUGCGAAGAAUUUUGGUUUGACAGGAAGAGAGAUCGCUUAGCUUAUGCCUACAACACCCUCAUUUUCACCUACGUCCUGCCCUUGGCAGUCAUCUCAGUCUCCUACCUGAGGAUAUCUGUCAAGCUGAAAAACAGAGUUGUCCCUGGCAACGUCACCCAGAACCAAGCGGAGUGCGACCGAGCCCGGAGGAGGAAGACCUUUCGCCUGCUGGUCCUGGUGGUGGUCGCUUUCGGGGUUUGCUGGCUGCCUUUGCACAUCUUUAAUGUGAUCAAGGACAUCGAUAUCAAGCUCAUAGACAAGCAGUAUUUCAAUCUAAUCCAGCUGCUUUGCCACUGGUUCGCUAUGAUGUCUGCCUGCACGAAUGCAUUCCUUUAUGCCUGGCUGCAUGACAGCUUCAGGGGGGAGCUGAAGAAAAUGUUCGCCUGGCCGAGGAAAAAAAUAGGACCAGCCACCAAUUGCAUCGUGGCUAGCGUGGUGCUGUAAAUAUGGGCUUUUUCCCGGCUGCUGUGGCCUCUUUCGUGAUGAAUGUCGAAAGUUUCUCUUUGUACUGUAAUUAACAUGUGAGCAUGCACAAGGGAUAUUGGAUGCUAAGUUUAAUGAAACCCAAAUGAUGCCACAUAAAACUUGUAGCCAGAAUUAAUUAUUUGAAUGAAGGCAAACAGCACACAAUUUAUUUC